AUGUUGAAGCUUCUGCAGUCCUGCAUGGCUGGGACUUUCUUCUGCCAGAAGAAGUACAUUCUCACGAUGAUGACGUUUUUCGCCAUCUUCAAUCAGUACACGAUGCGUAUCUGUCUCCAUCUGGCCAUCACGGUGAUGACGGGCGACCGGAAUGAGACGGUGUCGGGCGUGACGAUCGCCGACGAGGACCACUUCGAUUGGGACGAACAUCAGCAGGGCGUGAUCCUGUCCGCGUUCUACUGGGGCUACACGGUUUCCCAUUUCGCGAGCGCCCUGGUAGCGGAUCAGUACUCGAAGCAUCUGCUAGGGCUGAGCGUUCUGGUGACGGCCAUCUUGACCCUGCUGACACCCCUGGCGAUCGAUGUUGGCGGUGCGUGGGCUUUGGUUGCCGUGCGGGUUCUCGAGGGGAUCGGCGAAGGUGCCACCUUCCCCGUGCUGAGUGCCCUCGUUGCCCACUGGAUACCGGCGUCGGAACGUGGCUUCUACGGUUCGUUCAUCUUCAGCGGAUGUCAGAUUGGGGCGCUGGUCGGUGGCAUCGGUACGGGUUACUUCAUUGCCGCGCAUGAAACCUGGCGUACGACGUUCUACAUUUGGGGCGUCUUGGCCGUCGUCUGGUACGUGUUGUGGCUGUUCAUCGGGUUCGAGAGCCCGGAAACGCAUCCCUACAUCGACGAGCGCGAACGGGCGGAACUGGCCGAGCGGUUGGCGGAGAGCAAGAAGAGUGCGCACAUGCUGCCAAUUCCAUGGCGUCGCAUCUUCUCCUCCUGCCCGCUGUGGGGCCUCAUUGCCGGCCAGAUUGGGCACGACUGGGGUACCUACCUCAUCAUCACCGAUCUGCCGAAGUACAUGAAGAGCAUCCUGCACAUUUCGGUCGCCGACAACGGACUCGUCUCGUACGCUCCCUUCUUCACCAUGUGGCUGUUCUCGAUCGUCGGCGGGUGGCUUUGCGAUCUGCAGAUUCGCAAGCAGUGCUCCAGUCGGACGAACGCCCGCAAACUCUGGACCACACUGGGGUCGCUGCUGCCCGCCUUCUUCAUGAUGGCCGCGUCCUACACCGGCAACGAUAAGACGCUCGUCAUCACCUUCUUCGCCCUGUGCGUCACAUUUCUCGGCGGGUUCUAUCCGGGUGUGAAGGUGAACUCGAACGACUUGAGCCCAAACUUUGCCGGCGUGCUGAUGGCAAUGGUUAACGGCAUCGGUGCCAUCACUGGAAUUCUUACACCGUACAUCGCGGGACUUUUAACGCCAAAUCAAACCUUGGAAGAGUGGCGCGUCGUGUUCUGGAUCGCAUUCGGUGUCCUGAACGUGACCAACAUCAUCUUCAUCCUGUUUGCGUCGGGCGAAAUACAACCAUGGAAUUAUCCUCCAGCCCCGGAGCAGCAGCAGCAGCAGCAGCAGGGAUCGUCGUAG
Molecule: messenger RNA, 1410 nt
Organism: Anopheles coustani
Lineage: Eukaryota; Metazoa; Arthropoda; Insecta; Diptera; Culicidae
Product: sialin-like
Exons: 4
Coding region: 1-1410 (469 amino acids)
Biological process (GO): transmembrane transport; monoatomic anion transport
Molecular function (GO): transmembrane transporter activity
Source: RefSeq, a predicted model, not a curated record